Messenger RNA from Xyrauchen texanus (razorback sucker), 2537 nucleotides. Its product is annotated as lymphocyte antigen 75-like. Lineage: Eukaryota; Metazoa; Chordata; Actinopteri; Cypriniformes; Catostomidae. The transcript has 6 exons. The record is from RefSeq and is a predicted model, not a curated record. The coding region runs from base 55 to 1494 and encodes 479 amino acids.
CUCAUAUGUUCUUAUUUAGGAGUCUGCAGCAUGUAGUGAGCUGUGUUAAUAAUUAUGGAAUGUGUGUUAGUCCUUUUUCUGCUUUCAGGGCACUUCUGGAGCAGUUCUGGUCUUUCUCGACAGUAUCACUAUAUAAAUGAGAGAAAGAAUUGGAAUGAUGCUCAGAGUUACUGCAGAUCGAGGUACACUGAUCUGGCUACUGUAGACAACAUGAAUGAUGUGAGCAGGCUGGUAAAAACGGUGGAUGCUGGUUACAGUGGAUCAGUGUGGAUUGGACUGAAGAGGGGGACACAGAGUCGCUGGGGUUGGUCUAUGGGAGACAAUACUCUCACACAGUACAGCGGCUGGAAACCAGGGAAUCCUGAUGGUGAAGGAGAAUGUGUCUAUUUUGCCUAUGGAUUUUGGUUCAAUCGCCCGUGCUCAAAGCGGCUAUACUUUGUGUGCUACAAUGAAAGCACUGGAUACAACAUGGUAAAUGUUUGGAAAAACUGGACAGAAGCUCAGAGCUACUGCAGACAGUAUCACACUGAUCUGCCCACCAUCCACAGCUCUGAGCAACAAAACCAGAUUUAUAGUAUUGUUGGGGAUGGGCCAUGGGUCUGGAUUGGUCUGUUCCUGGAUUCUUGGGAGUGGUCUGACCAAUGGAGCCUCUUCUUUAGAUACUGGGCAGCAGAACAACCAUCCCAGGGUUCAGACUGUGUUGGCAUGUCGACAGCUGAUUCUGGGAGAUGGGUUCCUGACAGCUGUGAUCUACAACGUCCUUUCAUCUGUCAUGGAGUGUCCAAUGAUGAGAAAUAUGUGUUUGUGCUGACUGGAGGUUCUGUUACACUGAAUAUACAGAUUGAAAACCUGCCACCGUUUGAAACAUUGGUCUGGAUGAAUAAUACAUUAGAAAGAUUUGUGACAUUUAAAUCUAAAUCUAAAACUAGUGAGACAAUGACGUUGUCUUCUUACAAGGACAGAGUGAUUUUCAAUCAGACAAGCUUCUCUCUAACAUUGAAGAAUAUGCAGAAGACAGACAGUGAAGUGUACAGAGCGCUCAUCUUUGGACACAUUAACACAAAUGUUGCUGAAUACAAAGUAUCAGUUAUAGAUGCAGUUGAAGCUCCUGUCCUGAAUAUUUUCUCUGACUGGUCCAGUGACUCGUGUACUGUGAAGGCCACAUGUAGAAGUCAUGACCUCAGCCUCAGCACCAGCUACAAAAUCAGCACAUGCUGUCAAGAGGACGUGACAUCCUUUGGAAUCUCCACUCUCAUCCUGCAUUUUACUGAGGACUCCGUCAUCUGUAACCAUAGCAACCCAGUCAGCUGGAGGCUGGAAAGAAAGGAGAUUAAACAACUGUGUCCUCGACAUGAAAGUGCAGCAGUGUCCCCCUCAGCUGGUGUGUCUUUGUGUCUGCUGAAGACAGUGCUGUUCUCUGUAUCUCUGGUGCUUAUGAUGUCUGCAGUCAUCACUGUUCAUAUCAGAGAGAAACUGAGGAAAAAGGAGACUUGAAGUCAAAAUUGUACUUUUGAUUAAGAUACUAGGGCAAUUUCAGUCACUUUGUUGUCUUCUGUUGGCAUGUGAAUGUACAUUAAUACAUUAUUUUGUGAUUAUCACAAUGUUAGCUAAACACAUCUUCUGAUCCCUCAAAAUAUUCUUACAGUUUUUUGGUUUGUCAGGUAAAGAGAUUCAUUAUGUUCUGUAUAUCAGUGUUUCCCAACCUUUUUCCUGAAACGGCAAACAUUUUACAAUUAAACAAAUCCCAUGGCACACCUCUCUAUCCCACUGUCCCACAUAACCAUCAUUGAUCGUUUUCCUUUUCAAGAACUUCCAUGUUUUCUGUCCAUUUUAGUUGCAUGUUUACGUAGGUAUGGUUUCUUUCUUUCUUUCUUUCAAGUGGCACAGCAAAUAAUUUGUAUUUAUGUAUUUAUUUACAUGGCUCCAGACUAAUAUUUAAAGUGGUAGCACCAGUGUUAAAUUCUACAAACGGUCGCACCAGCACUUGAGUUGGUCUCCGGUCCAACUGAUAGAAAAGUUGUUUUCUUUCACUGUUUCUUUUUAUCAGGAUCUUGAUUGGUUAAACGGUCAUCUGAUGACAAACAAAGCCUUUUUCUACAAUGAGAGGGCAUUAGAAAGGAUUUUACACAGAAGGAAAGUUCCAUUGUAUCCAAAGUUUUAUCUGUGACAUUUGCAGUAAGAUCAUAGUAACCCAAAGUAAAGCCAUGAUUAGCAGUAUCUAUAAAACAAAUUAUGGCAUUUUUCGUGAGAAAAACACAUCCAGAAAUUAAAUUGUAUUCUCUCACUAUUAUAUUGAUAUAAACCGAUGGUAAAAAAAAAUAUUUACAAUUUCUGUCUGUUCAUUGUGCAGAUUUCUUCUUUAUUCCUUGUCAAUGCUGUUUCGAAUGCUUGGGCCGUUUACUAAAAUUUUUAACUGGUUUAAUCAUUGACACAUUAUAUGGGCUUUUGUGAAAAAUAUUAAAUUGCACAUGCUGUUCUGCUGCAUGUGUGUGUGUGUGUGUGUGUGUGUGUGUGUGCGUGUGCUUCUGACCUUCCAU